Symbiodinium sp. CCMP2456 is the source of this 2046-nucleotide messenger RNA. The record is from the annotation of a GenBank genome assembly. Lineage: Eukaryota; Dinophyceae; Suessiales; Symbiodiniaceae.
AUGGCGCCCCCGGCAUGCCGCCGGCGUCGGGCGAGCGGCUCGCUGUCCGUCGCAUCAGGGAUGGGAUUCCGCAGCCGGUUGGUCUUGGCGCACUGGAUGCUAGCAGCGCUCGUGACGCUGACGCUUGGAUGCGGCGCGAGCGAGCAGGCGCCCUCCCCGAGCGGCGACGCGCCCGCCUCCGAAACGUCGGCCGGCGGCGAUAGCGAGUCUGCGUCCACGGGGCCCACAGGCCCCGUGGUGCUCGGCGACAUGCUUGAGCCCUUCGACCCGCCGCCGCUCGAGGAACUCGUCAGCGGCAACGAGUGGAUCGACCGCACGGUCGCCGGCGGUGACGAGCGGCUGCGCGAGAUUCUGGCCGAACGUCCCGAGCCCGAGCUGUCGGUCGAGGAGGCGCUGGCGAUCAAGAACGAUUCGUCCGAGGCGAACGAGAAGAUUAGCGCCGCGCUGGGCCAACUCGCGCCGGAGGACCGGUCGGGCGUCGACGACACGGCGACGUUCGUGCGGCACGUCGGCGGCGACCUGAAGACGAUCAACCCGCUCCUGAUGUCGAGCAUCACGGACUUCGAGUACCAGGACCUGACGGGGAUCGGUCUGCUUACCAACGACAUCGAGGGCCGCACCUUCGCGCCGAGCGAGGUGGUCGAGAGUUGGCAGUCGAGCGAGGACCACCUCUACGACAAGUUCGUCCUCCGCGACGACCUCACCUGGUCGGACGGCGAGCCGGUGACCGCGCACGACUUCGCGUUCACCUUCAAGGCGAUCAUGACCAAGGACGUGAUCGUCCCCGCGGUGCGCACCGGUCCCGAUGAGUUACGCGCGGUGAUCGCCUACGACGACCAGACCCUGGUGGUGUUCCACAAGGCGAGCCUGGCGACGAACGACGGCAACAUGCAGUUCUACGCGCUGCCCAAGCACAUCUACGAGAAGACGAUCCCCGAUGACCCGAUGUUGUCCCGCAGCAAGGAGCACUCGCGGCUGGAGGACCACCCGGUUGUCGCCGGCCCGUACGAGCUGGUGAAGCGGGUCCGCGGCGACGAGUUCGUGGUGCGCCGCCGCGAGGCUUAUUACCUGCACGACGGCAAGCAGGUCCGUGACAAGCCGUUCCUGAAGGAGGUCCGCAUCAAGUUCAUCGAGGACUUCAACACGGCGCUGCUGGCCCUCGUGCAGGGCGACAUCGAAGAGAUGAUGCUGCGCGCCGAACAGUGGGAAACCCAGACCUCCGACGCCGAGUUCUACAAGCGGAACACGAAGGUGACGCAGCCGGAGUGGACCGAGUUCCACUUCACCUGGAACGUGAAGUCGCCCUUCUUCAGCGACCCUAAGGUCCGCUGGGCGAUGACCUACGCGGUCGAUUACACCGAGCUCAUCGAAACGCUCUGUUACGACCUCUACGAACAGUCGCAAGGGAACUUCCACCCCGACUCGUGGAUGUUCCCCAAGGACGCUCCGGAGCCGGUGAAGCAGGACCUCGACCGCGCGCAGCAGCUGCUCGCCGAGGCCGGCUGGGAGGACACCGAUGGCGACGGCGUUCUCGACAAAGAGAUCGGCGGCCGGCGCGUGCCGUUCGAGUUCACGAUGCUCACCUACCAGUCGGAGAACGGCAUCGCGACCGCGACGCUGAUGAAGGAGUCGCUCGACCUGCUGGGGAUCGUCUGCAACGUGAAACCGACGGAGUUCACCGUCUUGCAACAGAAGCUGCUGGACCACGAGUUCGAGGCCUCGAUGGGCGGCUGGGGCAGCGGCAAGGACCCCGCGACCAACGUCAACAUCUUUGGAACCGGCGAGGGCCGCAACUACGGCAAUUAUUCCAACCCGGAAGUCGACGAGCUCUUCGAGCAGGGGAAGCACGAGUUCGACCCCGAAAAGCGCGCGGAGAUCUACGGCAAGAUCCACAUGAAGUUGUGGGAGGACCAGCCCUACACGUGGCUGUUCUACCGGGCGGGCUUUUACGCCUACAGCAAGAAGCUGCGCGGCUACAACCUGAGCCCGUGGGGGCCGUACUAUUACACGCCCGGCGUGCACAGCAUCUUCGCCCCGGCCCAGUGA